AUGCCAGCUCAGCCCUUCACAUACCCGGCAUCAACACCAGUCUCCGUUCAUCCCCUCGCCAUCAACCUAGCCGCCCCUCCCUCCAAAUCCAACGCACUCACUUCCUCCUCCUCUUCUCCCCAACGGGCCUCAUUCUUCCACCACCUAGUGCAUCACCUCCCUAUCUUCCUCCCCCUCGCCCCUCUCCUCCCAAACCUCAUGGCCCAAGGCGCGCGAUUACUCAUACAAGAUCGCAAGUGGUUGCAUGUCAUGGCACCACACUACCUUGGAGCCCCGCCACAUCAAGUCACUCAGCUGCCACAACCAGACAAGCCCACCCACCUGCUUUUCGUGCAGAGGCUCAUUCAGGUGCCGUUCAAUUCGUUUCUGGUUACUAUCACCUCGGUUUUCUCCAUGCCAUCCGUCCUGCCCUCCACUCCACCCCACCUUCCUCCCUUUCCCACCUCCCCCCCCCCUCCCCCACCUUUCCCUCACUCUCCCCCCUUCUCUUUUAGUGGAACUCCACUUACUCCCACUCCAAACGCCCUUUCCCCUUCACUCCCCCAGUUUCUGAUCCCCACUCCCUCUCUGUCUCCCCCCUCUCCCCCCUGCUCUUCUCCCCCCCUCACCCUCCCAUCAGUCCUGCUUCCAGCACUGCACCCACCCCUCCCGCUCGCUCCUCUCCUUUCUUCAAAAAAUACUCACUCUCCCUCUCGUCCCCCACUUCUCUCCCGCACCCAUUCACCCCCUCUCACCCACCAGCCCUGCUUUCAGCACUGCACCCGCCCCUCCCCCGCGCUCCUCUCCUCGCUGCGCUCACACCACCUCCUCCCCCCCGCGGGCCUCCCCCUCUUCCAUGCCAACUGGACGCUCCGCCGCCCGCCACCUGUCCCGCUCCCGCUAGCUGGCGGCCCCAUCUCCGCUGACGUGGCGGCUGACGUGGCAGCUGACGUGGCGGCUGCUGGAGAAGGGGCGGAUGGUGACGACGACGGGGAUAAAUUCGCGGGGGUGAGGGGGAUGGUUGGGGAGGACUGGGCGGUGGUGGCGGCGGUGCCACCUGGCGCGAUGCUAUUGGAUAAGAUGGAGGAGAUGGUGGAUGGCAUAAUCCAAGAUAACUGGUGGCAUGGGCGGGUGGUCUAUUUCCGAGGAGGCGUGGGCGUGGACGAAGCCAGGGCUCUCUUCUCGCGCACGCUGCUCCUCAUCUCGCCACCAGGGGAGGCUUUGGACUUCAUUCUCUUCAUGCCGCCUGCUGCUGUCGUGCUCGAGAUUCAACCCUCCUCCCAUCCCUCCUCCUCCCACCGCGCUCUCUCUCACUCCCUCUCCCUUCGCCACCACACUCUCUUCUGCAAGCUUGUCAACGUUUCCGGGCAGUCCAAAAAGCUUUCAUGUGACCGGCUUGCGCUCUCACAAGUCAUACAAGCCCUCUCCACGGAGGUUUUUUUCAGCCCAGCGCUGCCCAGAGGCAGCCGGGCAGGGCGAGCUGCCCUUGGGAAAUCAUCCAUACCCGGAUCCUUGAUCCACGGGCAGGCGCAGGUGAAAAAAUGGAAGGAAUGGGCAGCAUGUGUUGCACGGAAAGGAAAAUGGGUCCUCAACCCAAAACCCCGAACCCUCCCUUGGGAUUACCGAGGCGUGAGCAAUUACUGCGACAACCGACACUUAAGCUUAAACUCCUCCCACAUGGCAUAUGCGAGCGUUGCUGAUGCAUAUGCUAUGACGCCAGGGGCGAGUGAGGAGGGAUGGACGGUGCGGGAGGGGGUGAAGUACGAGUGGGUGGUUAGGCCCUCCACAUGCCCGGGGCCUCAAGUUCCCGAGGAGAUUAAAGCCUUUGAGCGAUCGGCCAAGGCACGACUCAAGGAGGCUCAGGAGAAGGAGAGGGUUGUGCGAUCUCAGGUGGAAAAAAACGGAACGGGAGGAGCAGCAGCGGAGGCAGAAGCAGCAAAAGCCGCAGCAGCAGCUGCGACAGAAGCAGCAGCAGCGGCAGCAACAGCAGCAGCAGCAGCAGCAGCAGUAGCAGACCUAUCGAACCCCUGGCUGCCCUUCAACGCGUCAGUGUUCUGCAAGCGGGUGGGGCGGGGCCGGCGCAUUCUCUUCCUGGGGGACUCGAAGCAGUAUCAGAUGGUGCAGGUGUUUGUGAACCACAUGGCGUGGGAAUCGAACAAGGGAAAGGACGGAAAGAAGAAGGCGGCGCAAGAGUUGGUGACUCUGGAGGAGCGGCCAAAGGCGUGUGUGGACGCGCUGGGAGGCAACACAGCCAAGAUGGGGCACGAGUUUUGUCAGUGGUUCACUUUCAACUCCUCGGUAUGCCCGGGCUUUAAAGUUGACUUUGUUCGCAAUGACCACUUAUCGCUGUUCGAUCCAAAGGGGGCUGUAUUUGACCACAUGCCAUGGGGCCAGCCUGGUGUGGCAAAUAUCCCCUCUGCAGACGUCAUCGUUUUAAACAGGGGCCCCCACUGGACCCCUACACCUCUUUUCAUUUCCGGCGUACAAAACGCUCUGCGGUUUAUUCGGCAUAAUUUUCCGGAUAAGCUUAUCAUCUACAGGAACACUCCCCCGGGUCACAAGGAUUGCGAGGGCUACGAUCGGCCGCUGUCAAAGCGGCAAGAGCUGGGGAGUUUGCCGUUUAACUGGGGUGAAUUCCCCAAGCAAAAUCGAGUGGCUAAAGAGUUGGUGGAGCAGGUUGGAGGGGUGUAUUUGGAUGUGGAGGAAAUGGUGGGGUUGAGAGCAGACGGGCAUAACGCUUUUAUGCCAAACAGGAAUAAAACAGACUGCCUGCAUUACUGUUUCCCCGGCCCUUUAGAUGUAUAUGUACAGUUCCUGUACAAUGCACUCAUACGACUUCUGCCACCACCACCACCUGCAUCACCCCUUCAUUAA
Closterium sp. Yama58-4 is the source of this 2853-nucleotide messenger RNA. NCBI's taxonomy places the organism in Eukaryota, Viridiplantae, Streptophyta, Zygnematophyceae, Desmidiales, Closteriaceae. The record is from the annotation of a GenBank genome assembly.